AUCUCGCCCAGGAGAUCCCAUGCCUGCUUCGCUGACGUCGUGUGCCACACCUGCAUUAGCUGCCUGUCCUCGAGAUGGAGCAAAAUAUUCGCUCGUGCUCUCGCGUCCUUCUUCUCAAACUCCAGGCGAUCUUCCUUCCUCUCUUCGAUUCGAUGUGGAAUCCGAGCCGCCGAGGCACCGCUGGAGAUUUUGUGGCGAUGAUCCGGCGGAGCGAUCCAGCCUCGACACGCCCCAAUCCGUCGCUGACAACUCGAAAUCCUCCCCGAUCGAAGCUCCCGAGGCCGCAUUUCCGCGAGAAAUCCUUCGGGGGCGCCAGAUUCCACGUCUGGAAGAUGAGGAUGCAAAUGCUGCUGGUGCUACACGAUCCGUGGGGCGUGGUGAGCGGAUCGGAGGCCCGGCCGGGAGACGCAAAGAACAAGAGCCCUAAAACCAGACUAAAAUUUUUCUUCUCUUUGUUUGUUCUAAAGCUCAUGUUUGUUCUUUAGGAUGAGUUCUCCUCGCUUCCACCAAUAAUUCCAGAAGACAAUUCUCGGA
Selaginella moellendorffii is the source of this 534-nucleotide messenger RNA. RefSeq lists its product as uncharacterized. NCBI's taxonomy places the organism in Eukaryota, Viridiplantae, Streptophyta, Lycopodiopsida, Selaginellales, Selaginellaceae. The coding region runs from base 20 to 427 and encodes 135 amino acids. The transcript is spliced from 2 exons. The record is from RefSeq and is a predicted model, not a curated record.